Paramecium tetraurelia is the source of this 1050-nucleotide messenger RNA. RefSeq lists its product as uncharacterized. The record is from RefSeq and is a predicted model, not a curated record. Lineage: Eukaryota; Ciliophora; Oligohymenophorea; Peniculida; Parameciidae. The transcript has 3 exons. Gene Ontology annotation, molecular function: protein binding.
AUGAAAUCAUCAUUUUAAGCUUGCAGAAGCACAUACAACAAGUCCCAUCGAAACUAUUCUGUUAGACCUACUUCUUCUUUGGCAGAAGAGAAUUAAGUAAGGAAUUUCAGACUGUUUUCUUAAACUUAAGGAUGUUCCAUUACAACUAACUAACCCCAAAGAAUAGAACUACCCUGUUUUUUUAAUACUCCAGCUAGAUUUAAGAACAUGAAUAAAAAUAAAAUUCAAUUGUCCGAAAAAUAAAAUGAUCCAAAAAGCCUUUAGACUCCUGAAUUGUGUAUUUAUCUACAAGCUCAAAGACGAUUGAAAGAUUAUGAGAUGCUGGCAUUUGCAUGUAAAAGAGCUGGCAAAAUCAAAGAUGAAGGAAGAGCCUACUAUAGUAUGGGUGUGUUAUUGGACAAUAUGGGUAAAUGGAGUUAAGCUAUAUAAUAAUAUGAGAGAUUUCUAAAAAUAUGCUCUAAAAUAGAUGACUAACAUGGAUGUGGUUUAGCUUAUAAUUGUAUAGGAGUAGACUAUUAGUUCAUGGCUGAAACGAAUCCAAAGUUUAUUGAAAAAGCAAUUGAUUUUCAUAAAAAACACGAAGAAGUUUCAGAUAGCAAUGGUAAAUUUUUGGCAUCAAUAAACCUGGGUUUGUGUUACGAUGUCAAUUCUUAGUUAUCUAUGUUUUACUUUUAGUAGGCUCUCAAGCAUGCAAUAAAUAUGUCAAGCAAAUUAGGAUAAACAAUAGCUAUUGCCAAUAUUGGAAGAAUAGGACAAAAAGGUUUAUAUGAUAAUGCUGAAAAAAUGAAAUUAUUCAUAGAAAAGUUUUUAUAAUUAGCAAAUGAGUUAAAAGACACAGAAAGUAUAAUAAAAGGACAUAUGAAACUAGGAGCAGUGUCUGCUUAAAUGGGAUCAUAUACUGAAGGAAAGAAUAGUUUUUUAAAGGCCUUAGAAAUGGUUGAGAAUGAUCGAUACUUAUAUUAAGAGGCUAAAUGCGGAUUUGCAAUUUCGAAUGCUGAAAUGAAUAUGGAUUAAUAUUUGAGAGAAUAAGCAUAAUUAUUAAAAUAAUGA